Messenger RNA from Emys orbicularis (European pond turtle), 1950 nucleotides. It is a transcript of the gene PIF1, whose product is annotated as PIF1 5'-to-3' DNA helicase. Gene Ontology annotation, molecular function: DNA helicase activity; ATP hydrolysis activity. NCBI's taxonomy places the organism in Eukaryota, Metazoa, Chordata, Testudines, Emydidae. The coding region runs from base 1 to 1950 and encodes 649 amino acids. The record is from RefSeq and is a predicted model, not a curated record. The transcript is spliced from 12 exons. Gene Ontology annotation, biological process: telomere maintenance; DNA repair.
AUGCAGGGCGCGGAGCUGGACGCUCGGAUCCGCUGCAGUGUCACUAUCGAGCGCCUGAGCCCCAGCGGCCCGGCCCCGAAGCGCCGGGUGAUCCGCGACGCCUCCCUCGCCCUGGGCCGGAACGAGUUCCGAGAGCUGGUGCUGCAAGUGAGCGACGGCAGCGUGCCGCAGAGCUUCGCGCUGCGCGGGGAGGUGCGGCUCUUCACGCGCUUCGUGCGCGACGGGAAAAGCGGCCUGCAGCUGGGCCCCGCGCACGUGCAGCUGCUGAUCGCUAACUGUCCCCCCGACAGCCUCAGGCGCUUCCUCCGGCUGCUGCGCAUCAAGCACGAGGCGGCGGGGAAGGGGGCGAAGACCGUCACGGAGCGGGCGCGGCUGCUGUGCAGCCUUCCGCGGACCUUCGACACCAUCAGCCCAGUUCAGGCCCGGGACGUGCAGCAGGUCUGCGAUCAGCGGGCCCACGCGAGCUGCGAGGCGACGCCUGUGAAAGGGCAGGCCCCGAGGGACCGAGGGAACAGCGGUCUGUGGAGCAACUCUCGGAAAAGAGCCAGGACAGAAUCGGCUGGAGUAAGCGCUGUAAGAGAUCCCCAGGCGGCUGACAUGAAAUGCUCAAAGAAGCUAUCUCUGCUAAUGCAGUCACGAAUGAGACUUUCGCAGGAACAGUCCAUUGUGCUGAGUGCAGUGCUGAGUGGGAAGAACGUCUUCUUUACAGGCAGUGCUGGGACUGGGAAGUCAUAUCUGCUGAAAAAGAUUGUGGGUUCACUCCCCCCAAAGAGCACCUAUGCUACAGCCAGUACAGGAGUGGCAGCUUGUCAUGUUGGUGGCACCACGCUCCAUGCCUUUGCAGGUAUUGGUUCUGGGAAAGCUCCGCUAGAUCAGUGUAUUGAGUUGGCUCAAAGAACUGGAGUGCGUCAGCAUUGGUUGAGCUGCCAGCACUUAAUUAUUGAUGAGAUUUCAAUGGUGGAGGGCAAGCUUUUUGAUAAGCUGGAGGCAGUAGCCAGAGCUGUCAGGAAACGGGAUGACCCGUUUGGAGGAAUACAGCUGAUCAUCUGUGGGGACUUCUUACAACUGCCACCAGUCAGCAAAAGCAAUGAGGAAACCAAGUUCUGCUUCCAGGCAAAGAGCUGGAGGAAAUGCAUCCACGUGAACAUGGAGCUGACAGAAGUGCGGAGACAGACUGAAAAGAGCUUCAUCUCACUCCUGCGUACAAUCCGCCUGGGCAGGUGCACAGAUGAAGUCACCAGGCAACUGAUGCAAACCGCUACCAACAGGGUUGAGAGAGAUGGGAUCCUUGCAACUCGUCUCUGCACCCACAAGGAUGAUGUGGAACUAACAAAUGAGAGACGGUUGCAACAGUUACCAGGAGAAAUGCACUCCUAUGAGGCUGUGGAUAGCGAUCCCAUGCUAGUCAAAGCAAUUGAUGCUCAGUGUCCAGUAAGUCACUGUAUUCAGUUGAAACCAGGAGCCCAGGUGAUUCUUACUAAGAACCUGGAUGUGUCCCGGGGUCUGGUGAAUGGGGCAAGAGGGGUUGUGGUUGAAUUUGAAACUGAAGGGAAGGGACUGCCCCGUGUGAGGUUUCUUUGUGGGGUCACAGAGGUAAUCAGGCUGGAGCGAUGGGUCUUCAAAGGUCCAUCUGGAAUUUAUCUGAGUCGUCAACAGUUACCUCUAAAAUUGGCAUGGGCCAUAUCCAUCCACAAGAGCCAGGGCAUGUCAUUAGACUGUGUGGAGAUCUCCCUGUCUCGUGUCUUUGAAAGUGGUCAGGCUUAUGUAGCCCUUUCCCGAGCCCGUAGCCUUCAGGGCCUCCGGGUUUUGGAUUUUGAUCCCAACGUUGUGAGAGCCAAUCCGUACGUGCUACAGUUCUACAAUCACUUACAGAAAGAACAACUUCUAUCUCAGGCUUCUCUACACAGAUACAUUGAAGCAGAGGAGAAGGAGAAUGGGAAAUCUAGCUGA